CAAUCCCUGCCCUUGCCCGCCCGGGGGAAGAAGUCCCGGACCCUCUGAGAGGCGGAUUCCAAGAUGGCGGCACAGGCCAGGCGCUGCGAGAAGUCUUAACGGAGUCGGCGUGAAGCGGCUGCCUCAGAGGCCCUAAGGAACGGUGGUUCCUGAAGCGGGACAAGAAAGCGCUGGUGCCGACAUUUUGGAUUGAUGAUGGCCCCGGCCUGUGAGCGGCUGCAGUUUCGCUUCCCGAGUUAUGGGGAUGGGGUGCUGCACCGCAUGGACCAGCUGCGGGAGCAGCGGCGCUUCUGUGACGUGACUGUGCAGGUGAACGAGCUGCGGGUUCCCGGGCACCGUGUGGUCUUUGCCGCCUGCUCCCCUUUCUUGCGCGACCAGUUUCUGCUGAAUGAUUCGCAGGAGGUGUCGGUCUCCCUCUUCCAGAGUCCCGAGAUUGGGCGGCAGCUUCUGCUCUCCUGCUACACGGGGUGCCUGGAGGUGCCCGUCAAGGAACUGGUCAACUACCUGACCGCUGCUUCCUUCUUGCAGAUGGGCCACGUGGUGGAGCGCUGCGCCCAGGCGGUUUCCCACUACUUAGUCCCCAAGGCAGAUGCCCUCCUACGGGAGGAGCAGGAGGAGGAGAGCUACCUACAGCAGGAGGGGGAGGGGGAGGAGAAGCAGCCUUCCUCACCCAAGGGGGAGGCGGACUCCGAGGAGGGCAAAGCGGAGGGGCCGGAGAUCCCCCCCCGCGGCUCCCGGGGCGCCUCCUCUCCCGCCAUCUCCCUCUCCCUGCUCAACUCGGCCGUGGAGAUCACCCGCAGCUACCUGCAGGGCUGCUACGACGACGAAGCCGGCAGCGAGGGGCUUCCCUUUCCAGCCCCAGCCCCAGUUCCUGCCUCCCAGUGGAGAAACUACCCGCUGCACCGCCAUCGCCACAGCACGGCCAUGGCCUACAGGGACUGGCGGGCGGCCAGCGGGGUGCCGGCCUGGAAGGUGCCUCAGCUGGAGCGCCCUUACCGGUGCCCCCGCUGCAACAGCAUCUUCCAGCAGCUGGGGAGCUUUGUCAGCCACGUCCAGGAGCACAAGCUCUUCCUGUGCCUGCGCUGCGGCAAGGUCUUCUCGCAGAAGAGCAACCUGACGCGGCACAUCCGGGUGCACACGGGCUUCAAGCCCUUCCAGUGCCCCAUCUGCCGCAAGUGCUUCACCCAGAACGCCACCCUGCAGGACCAUCUCAACCUCCACAGUGGCAUUAAGCCCCACAAGUGCAACUACUGCGAAAUGCAUUUCACUCACAAGCCGGGCCUGCGGCGCCACCUCAAGGAGAUGCACGGCAAGAGCACCGUCCAGAAUAGCCACGAGGAAAUCGAAGAGGUCACCAUCGACUUUGAUUGAUGUGAGGGGAGGGCGGGCAGGGCAGUCACAGACUGGAAUAGCAGGUCUGUCUGUGAGACCCGGGAGAGACGUCCUCUCGGUGAGAGUGGGGCUGCUUGAGUGGGGCAGAGGGCGUCCUGCCGGCGGGACCAGCCCAUGGUGGAGAGGCCACAGGCCAGAUCAUUCCUUUUCUAGUAGCAAGGGGAGCCAUGGGAGUUUCUCACGGGAGAACAGAGAGAGAGAGGGCGCACUCACAGACUGAACCAUUUCCUGUGCAGGGGACAAGAUGCAGCAGGGGAACCAGGGAGCAGACCAUGGACUGAACCACUUCUGGUGUCGGAGGAUUCCUUGGCCCAUCUGAGGUGAAUCUGCCUCAGGUGAUAGGUUUUGGAUGUAAUUAGGACCAGCACGUUUGUGUGUGAGAGAGAGAGAGUGGCCGAUUUGGCCCAUGGGCCACAACCCACUGGGACGUUCACCUGCUCUAGCCCCAUUGAAAUAAAGGGGAGCUGUGCAAGAAUGCAAUAGUGUUCCUGUGUCACUCCCUUUUGGCUCAGUGAGACGUAUACAGAAGCUCCUGAUAGAUUAGUAUGUGAUGGGUGUGAUUUAGAUUUCCUACCUCAGGCAUCGCAGUGUUUUGUUCUGGCCCUGGGAGGGCAUCACAGGGACGGCCAUCUGGUAUGGGAAUAUACGAAGCUGCCUUAUGCUGAGUCAGACUCUUGGUCCAUCUAGUUCAGGAUUGUCAACACUGACUGGCAGCAACUCUCCAAGGUUUUAACCAGGUCUUUCAAAGACGUACUUGGAGAUUCUGGGACAUUAAUCUGGACCCUGUGGUAUGCAAGGCAUGUACUGAGCCACAGCCCCCGUCUGUAGAGUGGAGCCAAACAGAGAUGACACGAAAUGAACAAGUUGCUGGGCCUCCGUCAGCUGCCUUGCUAGAGAAUUGGAAGGGAGGCAGCUGGCAGCUUAACUCCGAUUUUGAAAGGGAUAGAAAAGGGUGCCAAGAAAUUACAGAUCCUUUAGACUACUUGAGAUAUAUUGUUGGAAAACAGCAUUAGAGAUAGAAUGAUUAGACAUAUAGAAGAAAAAGCGACAGCAGCAGCCUUGCUGCAGAAACCCCUGGUUCCAAGUGAGUAUACCACUGAAUACCAGUUGCUGGGGGUGGGGGUGUCAGCAAGAGAAGUAUGCCACUGAAUACCAGUUGCUGGGGGUGGGGGUGUCAGCUUGCCUUCUUUCUCAGAGGCAUGUGAGUGGCCACUCUUGGGAAGGAUGCUAGACUGGAUGGACUUUUGAUGAGAUUCAGCAGGGUUAGGUUCUUGCAUUCAUCUUCUUGGGAAGCACUGGUUUUUCCCAGGCCCAGGCUUCAAAAACUGCUCAUAUCACACAGGCUUGAAAAUUGCAAGGGAGAGAUUCUGAUCUGCCCAGAUGUUCAGAACGUUCUGUUGCUUUGGAUCAGGGAAGCUGAUGGCAUCAUGGCAGCCAACCUUCCUUCCUUCCUCUUCUUUGCAUCAAGCUCUUUCCGUGGUUUCUUACAGUACUCUUGAGGCCUCUGAUGUGGUCGGGGCAAAGCAGCCGACAAGCCUCACCCAUGUUCUGGGCAAGAAGUUGUAGUACAGUGUUGGGUGGUGCUGGAUUCUGGAAUUGGAUGCAGCUGGUGCUGGUAUGUUGAGGCUGCCACUGAGAGAGAGCCUGGACUGCAUGUUUGGGCAGGGGGAAAGAGCCCCUGACUCAGUAAGAGUGCAGGGUUCGUCCACUUCUGAGCCCUGAUGCCAAGGAUAGUUCAGAGUGUGCCAUUAUCUCUUUGGAAGACGAUGCCGAUGGAGAACUUGGCCCUUGAAACUAGGGCGGAGCAGCCUUUUGCAAGACAAGAAAGGAGCCAUUCAGCCCUCUUCCAGUGUAAUAAAUAAUAAUCAUAAACUUUGUUAGCCACCGCAUAACAAAUUGUUCCCUGGGCGGCUUACAGCACAACAUUAAAACAGGAGAUAAAAACACACAUUAAAUCAUAACGGACCCAAAAAACGGGGUGGGGGAAUACAAAACAAUUCAAAAACAAUUUUUAAAACUUUUUUAAAAAAUCAGUUACAAUCAGAUCACAAUUUUUUAAAAUUAAAAUUUAAAAUGUAAGAUGCCUGAGUGAACAAAAAGGUCUUUACCUGGUAUCUAAAAGAACAAAGUGGUGAAGCCAGGCGAACCUCACUGUGUGGGGUGUGUGUAUGUGUUAGUCCAUAAAUGGGGUGCAACCACCAAAAUGGCUCCCUCCCUAGUAGCCACCCUCCUCACCUCAUUUGGCAGGGGCAUUCGGAGCAGGGCCUCCAAAGAAGAUCUUAAGGACCAGGUUGGGAAAUAUGGGGCAAAGCAGUAUGUAGGACAAUAGCAAGAUGGUUCAGUGGGGUGGGUAGCAGAGUGAGAAGGGCUACAAUCUGCUUUAAUGGGCUGGAGAAGAACGAUCUGGAGGAAAAAUCUAGGGGUGACCCUAUUAAUCCACACUACUGCCAGUUGGCACAUGCCUGGCAUUCUGAAUCCGAUCCCAGUUAAGAUGCAACUGGGAGGUCAAAAAGGUGCUUGAGAUUCCCCGGCAAUUCUCUGCACCUCCCCAGGGAAUCCUACCUCAAGCUCUAAAGCAAACUCCCUCCCUACACAUUGGGGAGGGGGUGGGCAGGUCUCCUUUUAUGCAACACCAUUGGUCUGAUUUAUCCUAUCAACAACUGGAUGUGGAAACCAAAUUUGUAAACAGUGCAGGGCAGCAGAAUUAAUUGCAUGGGAUGGAUUGCAGACAAGAAGUGUGGAUUCAGAGUUGUAUAAUCCAGGGUGUAUGGUUGGGAGAGCCGGGAGACGCUCCUUUGCCAGAGUGCUUGAGGGGUGUGGCUGAGAAUCGGAUGGUCCUCGGCUGCCUUGAGGCUAACAAGCCCCAGAAGCUAGCCUGACCACAUAGAUGCCCCAAUCAGCCCUGGAACACUGACCCAACAACUCUUUGUUGCCAGGUUCAUGUGCUGUACUAAAUCACUUGUAGUUCUUGUUGUUCUCAGUCCCUUUUUUGCAUAUAAAGAUAUUUCCAUCAUGAAAUUUGUGGGCCUUUUCCUGUGCCUCUACUGUCUUCAUCAUAAGAGGAAAGGUGUAGUGAGGGAAAAGCAUGAAAUCCUGAAAUAGUCUCUGUCUCUUAAUCUGCCGCCCUCUCUUUCUCCCAACCCGACUGGCCUUGUGGCUACCACAGCCUCUUCCACGCACAUCUUGUCCUCUCCCAGCUAUUUUAUUUUAUUUUAUUUUAUUUUAUACAUUUCUAUACCGCCCCAAACCAAAGUCUCGGGGCGGUUCACAUAAAUAAAACAAUACAAAAACACAAAACAUUAAAUUCAAUUAAAAUGCCAAAAAGCAGCCUAAAAACAAAAACAAUUUACAGUAUUUAAAAUUUUAAAUAGGUAUGCCAGCCAGUCUCCUUGAGCCCUUCACAUGUUCUCUGUGUUUUCAGCAAGCUUCAUUCAGCAAGCUUAGGAUGGUGUAAGCUUACCCGUUCUGGACUCUGCCCACUGGAUUCUUGGCAUACCACUUCCUGUAGUUGUCCUAAUUCCUUGCUUGUUGCCUAGCCUCCUGGCACACUGGGGGCCAGUUCUCUUUUGGUGUGUGGUAGCAUAGGGGUUGGAGAGCCACGUAAGAGGUGCCAGUGCUAAGCUGGGAUCCCUGGAAUUCCCCCGAAACCAGACUUUUUUUCUGUGCUCAAACGAGGACUUCCUUGAAAAGAGUGCAGUUUUACCACUGGGGUCUGUUCAAGCUUUCAACUAGGGAGGUUAGUGUUCCUGGGAAAGAGCAGGGAUCAUUUUAAAUUGUGUGUCAAGUACAUGUAUGCUCCGGGUGUGUUCUUCAUGUUUUGUUAGCAUUAGCAUUAUGCCUGCUUUAUUCUAUGUUUUUGCUAGUGAUGAUGUAUCCAGCAGAGUAAGUGGGGAGGGGAUUAUAGAGGGGUGGAGAUAAAGAUAAAGCAAGCCUGCUCAAUCCCCCCCCCAGCUGUUUUUGGCUUACAACUCCCAUAACCCCCAUUCACAGUGGCCAAUAGCCAGGGAUCAUGGGAGCUCUAGGCCAAUAUCUGCAGGAGGGCCAAAGUUGAACAGCCCUGAGAUAAAGUUUUGUUGUGGAUGAAAAAGCAAAAGGCUCUGCAGGACCCUGCCAAGCCCAGUGACUAGUUCAGAGGUUUAGCAAAGCACCUCAUUUCUUUGCCAUAAGGAGAUGGGAACAUUGCUCAGUGGUAGAGAAUCUGCUCUGCAUGCAGAAGGUAGGCCUGGGUAGGACUCUCUCUACUCUGGAGAGUAGCAACCAGGCAGUAUAGACAAUACCUAUGGUCUGACCAGUGGUAUAAGGCAGCUUCCUAUGUUCCUUGCCCUCCCUUCUCUACAACAUUAGGAACUAGAACCCUGCUUAUGAGAUUUAAGAUUCUUGGGAUAGCAAAGCCUCUCCUCUGUGGAUUCUGACCUGAUAUGAUAGUGUCAAGGGAACUAUAAAUGUCCCCACCCCACGCCCUCCUUGCCACUUAGGGAUCUGCAAACUUCCAUGAGCAGAUAUCUUUGUGGUGAAAGAUCCAGGGGGACAGGCGGAGGGAAAGCUUGAGGAGCAGCUUUUUGCAGUGGGGAGGAAGCAUAGUUUUGGAGGAGAAAAACACGUUUUGCGGGGAGUUCAAUAAGAAUUCUUCAAAUGCUUUGGGAUAGAUCUGCACCAGUGGAAAGACCCAUCAAAUUUGGAAUAUUCAUCAAGCAUCUUAAUUAAAUAAAUUCUACGGCACAGGCUAGGCAGAUCCCAUUGCUUGCUUCUUGGUCAAUUCUUACCCUCAGGGACCUGGUAUGACUAAGGGGAAGGUCUAGUUGACCCAAACUCUUGAGACGAUUGUGAGCAAGUUUGACACGAUUUGAGAAUCUGAUGACAUUCAUUGUGGCACUGUGCACACCCCACAUGUAAACAGCCAGUCCAGGAAGAACUGACCCAUUUGUGGUUUAAUAAGAAUUGUUCCAUAUUUGGUUUGGACCUUUUGCACUCCUCACUUUUAACAAGAAUUCUCUGUAGCAGUUCUUCUUGCAUUCAUCCCAGGUCUUUAGCUCUGUUCACAUGUUACAUUCAGUGCUCAUACAAUCGGUGUACAGUAUCCUCUGGUACAGUUAUUUGCAUGUUAUGUUGACCACAAGUACAAAGUACACUUCCUAUCUCUACCAUGCAUUUGGGAUCCUGUAUUCAGAUUCUUUAAAAUGAACACAGGUGCACUCAUUCAUCGAAACAUCUGUAAGAUGCAACAGAAUGUGGCUUUUGUGAAGCUAGAUUGGCUGAGAGCAGUGGUCCCUCUAAUUUUCAUCUCUGUGCAGAAUGAGUUUUGUUCUGGGCAGCACUAUCAAGGCAGUGUGUGCGCACCUGCAUUCAAGUGGGGCUUUCCUGAUUCAGCCUGAGCGGGGUCUAAAAUUAACUGAGUGGACAUCCAAAAACUUGUGAGCAUGCACACAUGCACACGCCUUAGAGGGAACAGUGGCUGAGAGGCCAUGCUAGAUUGGCUUCAGUGAGGCGUGUUUGCUCUAUCUGAUCUGUGGCAGAGAAUGUUUCCUGGAUGAUCUGUGAACUUCCAUGGGCCUGUACCUUCCACCUGCUCUAUGCAGCUGCUAGAUAAAGGUGGGACAUUUUGGCCCUACCUGGUACUAAGCUCCUGUAUUUAAUACACAAGCUCCAGUAUUAGAGAGAAGUGUGUUUCCAGGGCAUGUUCUUGUUUCACAGAACCUCUUGCCAACUAACUCCCCACACUUUGCCCUCAUAGGAACAUAGGAAGCUGCCAUAUACUGAGUCAGACCAUUGGUCUAUCUAACUCAGUAUCGUCUACACAGACUGGCAGCGGCUUCUCCCAAGGUUGCAGGCAGGACUUUCUCAGCCCUAUCUUGGAGAUGCUGCCAGGGAAGGAAUUUUGAACCUAGAUGCUCUUCCCAGAGCAGCUGCAUCCCCUGAGGGGAAGAUCUUACAGUGCUCACACUUCUUCUCAUAUGCAACCAGGGCGGACCCCGCUUAGCUAGGGGGACAGGUCAUGCUUGCUACCACAAGACCAGCUCUGUUCCUCAAGUUGUUAUGCAACCUUCCUCAAGGUGCUGGUAGCACCCAGCUUAUGGUUUGUUAUCAGAAAGCUUAUUUGGGCCUUUGAAGUGAGGAAGAGGGUGGCAGGGAUAAGCCUGUAAUGAGCGUGAGAGACAGAGAAAUGAUUACUGUGUGUACCGAGGUAACUUGAGAACCAGCGUAUCAGUUCUGUAUGCAGCCAUUGCUGUGAAAUGACUCCUAGGGAAAGAACAGUGAAAGCCUGUGUUGGAGAGUGGUAGCCCUGAAGGAUUGUCUCUGAUACGGAGUCCAGAAGAGGGCUCCCAGGAUGGUGAGGGGUCUAGAAACCAAGUCCUGUGAGAAACUGUUGAAGGAGCUCGGUAGGUUUAGCCCAGAGAGGUCUAAGAGCGGGCUGGGGGGGGGGAGGGCAGCCACCCUUGAAUUUUAGACACAUGCUUGCAAGUCUCCAACAGUGUUCCCUCUAAGUACGGAAUGAAUUUUGUUCUGCGCGGCAGUACCAAGGCACUGUGUGUGCAUCUGCAUUCAGAGUGGGACCUUCCUGAUUCAGCCUGAGCGGGGUCUAAAAUUAACCGAGUGGACAUCAAAAAACUUGUGAGCACAGGCACAUGCUCAUGCCUUAGAGGGAACAUUGGUGUCCAAGCAAUCUAGAAUUGGCAUAACCACCCUAGUACAUAAGGCAGUGCAAUUAUCCGAAGCUGAAAUUUGCAAUAGGAAGACCGUCUUCAAAUCUCUGAAGGGCCAUUGAAGAGAAGAAGGAGCAGACUCGUUCUCUGUUGUGCAUGAAGGCAGGACUAGAACUGAGGGGUUAAAAUGACAAGAAAGUAAGCAGAUUUAGGUGAUAUAGUAGGAUUUCCUAACUGGAAGAGCUUUUUGCCACUGGAACAUUCUGCCUUGUGCAGUGAUAGGCUAUGCUUGGCUGGAGGAUUUCAUACAGAGGCUUAGUUUCCUGCACAGAGCAGGUGGUUAGAUUAGAAGACCUCCUGGCUCCCUUCUGACAUUCUGUGGGAGUCAAUGGUCAGAAUUCCGCCCGCCCACCUCCAAUGAGGACUACCUUGUGCCAAUGUGAACCCUAUGAACCUGAUGUUGAGGAUUUCAUCACAAGAAUGUCAGGAAUAAUAAAUAACUAUUCGUCAUUCAGAUAUCGUCACAAUCGAUGCAUUCAUUACAUUUCAGGCUUGGAAUGCACCUCAGGGCCAUCUUGGUCCUGGGAAUGGCUCAACACAAGCAAACACCAUCUUCACAGGUUGAUAGAAAGGAAGAAUCCAUGUCUUGUGUGUGAGGGUACAUUUUAGACCUCCUUGCCAUUAUUGCCUCUUCUUCUCCCUGGGGAUGCUGGAACGGGAAAGGCUCCUCACGCAUCUCUUCCCAGCCCUGCUCGUUUUGAUUCUCCCAAUCUGGAUUUUUUGCUCAUUGCAGAUGGAAGAGCAUCGAAACAAAGUGAGGCAGGAGCAGGAACUAAUAGACACAGCCAGGAGCAACUGGGAGGUGAUAGGAAUGCUAGCAGUGGGAGAAAAAGUUUGGCCAGUGUUUCUGUUUCUCAGGAAAGGGAGACAAAGGAUUUCCACAGCUCUGCAGGCUGCUGACAUUGGUAAACAGGCAUUACUCACCAGAAAGUGGGGCUAGGACAUGGAAGGAUUUUGUGCUUACAAGGUAUGGGUGUUGCAAAUGCCGGAGGUGGGAUGAGACCUCAACUUUGAUCCUUCAUUUCACCGGUGGGGAUAUUUUGAGUAUGUGCACAACUCAGCUCCUUAUUUCCUUGGUUAUUUUCAGCAGAACCUCUAUGUACAGAGGGAGUAUACCUCCAAAUGCCAGCUGCUGGGGUCACACAGGUUCUCGCCUUCAUGGCCUCCUUGUGCUCCGUGACACAGGGUUGGCUCCUGUUGUAGAGGGAAUGCCGGGCUAGAUGGAUGUUGCUGUAAUCCAGGAAGGGAGGGGCUCUCAAUAUUGGGUCUUCAGAUGUUGGACUACAACUCCCAUAAUCCCCAGCCACAAUGGCCUUUGGACCCCAAACAGCUGAGGACCCAAAUUUGAGAACCACUGCAGUAAGGCAAUUCCUAUGGACUUUUCCAAAACAAUUCCACCCUUCAAGGAGCAAUCGGGCAGUAUAGUUUGAGUGCAUCCUGGGAUACAAGCGGUUCCCUCUUUCUCCUCUGCAGCCCAUUUUAGAUUAGGCAAGGAUUCCCCACCACCACCUUAAUCUGGGUGCCUUUACCUGAUAAAUUACACCUCAAGUAUUUGGAAGUUAAUAACAAAAUGCAGCAUUUUGUCACCUGCGGUCAAAAGGACUUGGGAGCCAUCCUCUUUCCACCUGCCUCAACUCAUCCGCUGCAUCACACCGUGGCAUCUUCAGCUCCAUUCUCAGUCUGCUAGCUCCAGGCCUCUCUGCUGCAGCUCUCGGGCAUCCUGACUGCUUCUCUGCAGCCAACCAUCCCGCCUGGGCCCGACAUCCCGCAGUGCUCAUGAAACUCAUUUGAUGUUAGGCCAGGAAACCUGCUGACAUCAAGGGAGUUUCUAUGCAGCUCUUGCUGACUUCAGGCAGAGAGAACUUGUGUGGGGUUUCGUUUUAUUUUGUUUCAUUUUUGUUAUGGUGUCGUGAACGUUUAAUUUGCUCUCCUGA
Hemicordylus capensis (graceful crag lizard) is the source of this 10027-nucleotide messenger RNA. Its product is annotated as zinc finger and BTB domain-containing protein 26-like. Gene Ontology annotation, molecular function: protein binding; DNA-binding transcription factor activity, RNA polymerase II-specific; RNA polymerase II cis-regulatory region sequence-specific DNA binding. Gene Ontology annotation, biological process: regulation of transcription by RNA polymerase II. The coding region runs from base 193 to 1371 and encodes 392 amino acids. The transcript is spliced from 2 exons. The record is from RefSeq and is a predicted model, not a curated record. Lineage: Eukaryota; Metazoa; Chordata; Lepidosauria; Squamata; Cordylidae.